Molecule: messenger RNA, 1393 nt
Organism: Felis catus (domestic cat)
Lineage: Eukaryota; Metazoa; Chordata; Mammalia; Carnivora; Felidae
Gene: KLRG1
Product: killer cell lectin like receptor G1
Exons: 5
Coding region: 198-758 (186 amino acids)
Source: RefSeq, a predicted model, not a curated record
UGAAAAAAAAAAAACAACAACAACUUGAAAACCUCCAAAUUUCCUGCUAGCAGUUAAGACAUUGGGCUGUUUCCUUAUUGACAUGUACCUCUUCGUACCUCUAUAAUUGUACUCUCUCGAUCGCUUCUCAGCCUUUUGACCAAGAUCAAGUGUAUAAUUUUACUUUCUCAGCUGAACGUGAAUGACAUUAGAUAAAGAUGAUUGACAAUGAUAUUUAUUCUGUGUUACAGUUGUCUACUGAGCCUCCAGCCCAGAAUGACUACAGACCACAGGAAAAAGUGUCUUCUCCCGGGUCCCCUCUCUCACGCCAUGUGGCGAUAGCUUUGGGACUUCUGAACGCCCUUCUUAUGUGUUUGCUGCUUGUACCGUGGAUUCUGUGCCAAGGUUCCACUCGUGCCAGCUGUCCUAGUUGCCCAGACUUCUGGGUGAGGUACGGCGACCACUGUUACUACUUCUCAGUGGAGAAAACCAACUGGGAUUCUAGUCUGGACUUCUGCUUAGCUGAAGACUCCCAUCUCCUUAUGCUUACAGGCAACCAGGAAAUGAGCCUGCUUCAACCUCUCCUCAAAGAGGACUUUUAUUGGAUUGGUCUGAGGAACAAUUCUGGCUGGAGAUGGGAAGAUGGGUCAGCCCUAAACUUUUCAAGGAUUAUUUCAAACAGCUUGAUACAGAAGUGUGGUACCUUCAGCAAAAGUGGUUUCCUAGGCUCUAGCUGUGAGGCUCUUUUACGGUGGGUCUGUAAGAAGGUCAGACUUUGAUGGGUGGAUCUGUCAUAUGGCUCCCUAAAAAGGGGGAGCCAGCCUCUGGGUGCUGGGGUAGUUAUGAGUGUAUAUUUAGUGAAAGCCGAACCUUCUAGAACAUGGCAUUAGAUGUAAGAUUAAUGCGAUUUCCCUGGGACUGAUGGUUUAUUGCCGGACUCUCUUUGAGAACAGUUAGAUAUUAACAAUUUAAAGAUCAGAUCUAGGAAAAUUUGUGAAAGAAAAUAUUGUUUUAGUACUUCUCACAGUAGUGACUGAUGCUGCCUUCUUCACCCCCAUUCCCACCAUCUCUGCCAAAAAUGUACCUUUUCUGUGUUAUGGUCUGAACUGGUCCGACGAUAUCCAUGCAAAUAUAUACUAUUGCUAAUGUAUUACAGAGUUUUGAUGUGUGCUAAUAGGCUGGCAUGUUACUUAUUCCUGAUAAUAUGUUUUUCUCCUAACAAUGGCCCUUUGCAAAUAAAGCUUUAUUCUAAAGAAUACUGCCAAUAGUGACACGUAGAAAGUGGAUAAAAACAGGGUGAGGCUUUCUGCUUCUCAGCUCUCUACCACUUAGAGACUUGGCCUUGGCUGAAUUUCAUUGUUCUGGGUAUGCGUAAGCGUGGAUGAAUAAACCAAUGUAUGACCAUAUUUUUCCA